CGGGGCGGGCUCGGGGAGGCCGGGAACGGGCUCGGGGAGGCCGGGACGGGGCUCGGGGAGGCCGGGAACGGGGGGAGAGGCCCGGGGAGGCUCCGGGGGAGGCGAUGUCGGACACUUGGAGCUCCAUCCAGGCCCACAAGAAGCAGCUCGACUCGCUGCGGGAGCGGCUGCAGCGGCGGCGGAAGCAGGACCCGUUGGCAGCAGACCCCCGCCAUGCCGCCCCUCCCUCCCCCCCCCUCCCCGCACCUCUAGCCACCGGCCCCCCCUCCCCCCUCAGGUCCCGGGGGGGGCGGGGGGAUUUGGGGGACGGCGGGGGGUCGGGGGCCGGGGGGGGUUGCAGCCCCCCCGGGGGGGGGAGGACCUGGCCCCGACCGGCGCUGGAGCGGCGCCUGCUGCUGCACCUCGCCGACCUGCGCUGCCGCUGCCCACCGACGCCGCCGCCAUCUGCCGAGCCAUCGCCGCCCCCGACGCGCCGCCCGCCCGCGCACGGUGGAGAGCCUCCUGCAGAAGUUCGCGGCGCAGGAGCUGAUCGAGGUGCGCCGGGGGCUGCUGGCCGAAGGUCCCACCCUGGUGACCUACGCCGACCACUCCAAGCUGGCCGCCAUGACCGGCGCCGAGCGGCACGGCGACGCCGACGACGGCCCGGGAGGGGGAAACGGCGAGCGGAACACGACCCGCGCGGCGCCGGCGGCGCCGGCGGCGGCGGCCCGGGGACGGCCGCCGACGCCGGGAAGGAGGCGGCGAAGAAGUCGCGGAAGCAGGCGUCCGACGUGGACCUGGAGAUCGAGAGCUUGCUCAGCCAGCAGUCCACCAAGGAGCAGCAGAGCAAGAAGGUGGGGGAGGACGGAAUGGGGGCCACCAACCCCAAAAAGUUGAGGCGUGGCUUGGUGGCACCUAAGAUGGCUUGGUGGCAUCUAAAGGUUGAGGUUCUACCAUGAAAAACUCAAAGGUGAGCUGGGUUCAACCUAAAAAGGGUGAGGGACGUCUUGGUGGCACCUAAAAGGUUGAAGUUUUGAGGUUCUACCA
Cygnus olor (mute swan) is the source of this 1026-nucleotide messenger RNA. Its product is annotated as N6-adenosine-methyltransferase catalytic subunit-like. The transcript is spliced from 3 exons. NCBI's taxonomy places the organism in Eukaryota, Metazoa, Chordata, Aves, Anseriformes, Anatidae. The record is from RefSeq and is a predicted model, not a curated record. The coding region runs from base 105 to 938 and encodes 277 amino acids.